AUGUCAGCUGCGAAUGACACCACAUUCAACUCUGCAGUGUUCCUUCUCACUGGGAUACCUGGGCAGGAAGACAUCCAUAUCUGGAUUUCUAUCCUCUUCAGCUUAAUGUACAUUAUUUCGAUAGUAGGAAAUUCAGUCAUUCUAUUCAUUAUAAAAACAGAUCCAAGCCUCCAUGAGCCCAUGUACAUUUUCCUUUCCAUGUUGGCUGUCACAGACCUUGGCUUAUCGAUAUCCACCAUACCGACAAUCCUGGGCAUAUACUUUUUUAACUCUAGGGAGAUAAGCCUUAAUGCCUGUUUUGCCCAGCUGUUCUUCCUCCACUUUCUUGCAAAAAUUGAAUCUUCCGUGCUCUUGUUGAUGGCCUUUGACCGCUUCGUUGCAAUCUGUAACCCGCUGAGAUAUGCUUCCAUCUUAACCCUGCCGAGAAUAGCCAAGAUGGAGUUGGUGUUUGUGGUAAGAGGGAUGGCGGUAGCAUUACCAUUCCCCUUUCUCCUGAAACGGUUCCAAUAUUGUCGAGCCAAUGUCCUCUCCCAUUCCUUCUGCCUGCACCAGGAUGUCAUGACGUUGGCUUGUUCAGAUAUUACAAUCAACACCAUCUAUGGCUUGUUUACUACACUCUUCACAUUUGUAUUGGACUCACUGCUCAUCUUCCUCUCUUACAUGAUGAUCCUCAAAACAAUGCUGAGCAUCAUGUCCCACAUGGAGUGCCUCAAGGCCCUGAACACCUGCGUCUCCCACCUCUGUGCCGUCCUGCUCUUCUAUACACCAAACAUCAGCCUGGCUGUGAUACACAGAUUCUGGAAUAGCUCUUCUCACUUACUUAAGAUGCUCCUGGCAUACAUCUACCUGCUGGUCCCACCCCUGAUAAACCCAAUUGUGUAUAGCAUGAAAAGCAGAUAUCUUCGUGUGAGGAUAAUCAGGGCCUUUGCAAAAUGA
Molecule: messenger RNA, 936 nt
Organism: Dermochelys coriacea (leatherback sea turtle)
Lineage: Eukaryota; Metazoa; Chordata; Testudines; Dermochelyidae
Product: olfactory receptor 51G2-like
Exons: 1
Coding region: 1-936 (311 amino acids)
Biological process (GO): G protein-coupled receptor signaling pathway
Cellular component (GO): membrane
Molecular function (GO): olfactory receptor activity; G protein-coupled receptor activity
Source: RefSeq, a predicted model, not a curated record